CACCAGGCCAAGAGAAUCCCCUCCUUCCAUUACACCCUGCCAUCGCACCCCAGUUUUCAGCUUUGGGAGCUGUUGGAGCCCAGAUCCACUCUGCUCACCUCACCUCGUCCAACCUCUCCUUUCAUGUUCCAUCAAGCAGCCUCUCCAUCCUUCUCGCCAAUGCCGGCUGCCGUCCUCUCCUGCACCCAUCCACUCGACACCCGACCUAUGGAAUUACUGCUAGCAGGUAGUUCGUAAUUGACGACUCCGCAUCGCAUCGCACCCGCUCUCCGACAUCCCGGCAAUUCACUAGUUGCUGUUUCAGGGUUUCCCUUUCUGUAAAUUAUCCCCUUUUCGAUGACCUACCGGCUCACCUACGAUGCCGUCGAUUGCCAAUCUCCCGACCGAACUCAUCUUCUUUGUCGCCAAUAACCUCGACAAACUGAAGGACCUCUCCUCCCUCGCCUGCACCAACCGCAAGUUCCACGAGACGGUUAACCCCAUUCUAUACGAGACUGCUGCCGCCCGCGGCGAUGUCUGGCCCUUGGCAUGGGCCUCGCACUGCGGAGUUGCUGGCACAGUACGAAACGCCCUCGCUGCCGGCUCCAACCCCAACUUCCGCUUCACCGAUUCCCAGCACGUCAAGGUUUGGAAGAAGUCCAUCGCGGCCGCUCGAAGCGCCGUUGACGACGGCCAUAACCCCAACGGUUGGAGUUCCACUGACGACGCCUCCACUUACACCCGAUGGUCGCCGACGACCGACGGCAGCCGCGCCGAAACCACGGUCGACUUCGACAGCCCCAUGUCCAAUGUCGAUAGUUGGGGUACUAUGUCCGAUGGCACAGAGGGACACUCGGAUGAUGAGUGGGGCGAUCUGUCGAGCUCUGAUCCCGACGAUCUGAUGUCCGAUGACAGCGAUGCCGAUUCGUCCACGCUGGGCUACAGUGACGCCGCCGUCUCGGCCUCGGACUUUGUCGUCCGCAGUUUCACACCACUGCAUCUCGCCGCCAGGGGGGGCCAUAAUGAGGCCGUCGAGGUCCUGCUUGACUACGGAGCAUCCCUCGAUUCCUUCUCAGAGAACUUCUGCGAUUGCAAGCGUGCCGCUGGCAUCCUGAAUGCUUUGGAAGGCCCUACUCCGUACGAGGACAGGUGUUCACCGACGUGGUCUCCGCUUCACAUUGCCAUCUGCCACUCCCGCCCGGAAACGGCGAAGCUCCUCCUGUCUCGUGGUGCCAGCUGCACCAUGGAAGCGGGCCCCGGAGGGCUGUCGUCAGCGACGCUGCAGGACGCUGCCAGCACAGCCCUUCAUCAUGCUGCCGGGAUGGGACUAGUAGAGAUAGUCAGGUAUCUGCUAGUAGAGGGCUAUCAGAGCGAGGUUGACGUCCGUGACGUCAGAACGUUGACUCCCUUCUACUAUGCCUAUGCAAAGGGCAGGUGGGAUUCCACCAUUCCUCUCCUCCUCGACAUGGGUGCCAAUAUCAACCUGGACAUCGACUUCUUCCAGCCCUACUGCACAAUCACCCCGCUAGGAGAGUCGUGCAGACUCGGUCGUUUCGACAUCGCUGAGAGACUGAUCGGACUUGGCGCCAACCCCACCCACGGCUUCUUUGCUACCGGGUCAGGUCACCGCAAAGGACUCUCCCCCUUACAUCUCUGCUGCAUGUCGUCCGCCCGCCCCUUCCUCCCAGAAGGCAGCGAAGCGAAUAUACUGGAUGACGAGGACAAGGCAAUGGAGCGAAUGAGGUUGAUGGACAUAUUGAUAGCCCAGGGCACAUCAUUCCGCGAGAGGGACUGUUCCGGAGACACGCCUCUGAUUACAGCAGCGCAGAACAGGGUGUUGCCUGCAGUUAGGGCCUUGAUAAAGGCCGGAGCCGAUGUCCAUGCGACGAAUGCCGUCGGCAGGAACCCCGUCAUGAUGGCCCUAUUGGGUCCCCCGACUCUCCUGCCCAACGCUCCCCAGCGUGAGUAUGACGCCACCCUCGCCCAAAUCAUCAACGAACUCUUCCGUUCCGGCGCUCGCAUCGGAGACGUUGACCCCCAUGGGGACACCGCGCUUCACCUCAUCUUCCACGGGAACCGCGACAAGAACUUCCAAAUACAAGCCCUACGCCUUCUCCUGAACCAACCAUCCGCCAACCAACUCGUGUUGGCACAGAACAACGACGGCCAGUCGCCCUUCCAUCUCGCAUUCCAGGCCCGCAACAUUGAAGCAUGCGAAAUCUUUGUUCGCCGAGGAUAUAUACGUGGCGUGAUAGAACGCGAUGAGCUCCUGGCAAUGCUCAAACACGUGCUCAUGGACCGAACAGGCGCCGCGGACCCAGCAUUGAACUUCGUCCUCGACCUGGAUGUCAACCGAGAGCUCACCUCGGAUCCUUCCGUGUUCAACGACCUCCUUCAGGAAGGAGGACGCGCCGCCCUCCAGGCUGCUCGGCUCAUCUCGUCUCGGGGACUCCCGGCCAUGAGUCGUGAGAUGUGUAGCGAUCACCUGCGCCAGGCCGUCUUUCUAGGGGAGUGGGACAUGGCGUAUUACCUGAUCGAAGGCGGAGCCGAUGUAAAUGCCACCAGCAUGAGUGGUGAAUGUCCCCUGAGCAUAUUCAUCGAGAGAUACGGACACUCGUGCCUCCACAGCGCCGACCUUCGACAAUUUGUCCGUAUCCUCCUAGACCGUGGCGCCAAUAUCCAUCUCUCCCACCCAACCCGUUCCUACGCGAGGCCGCUCGUCAAGGCGAUCCAGCUGGGAUCGGCCAAGCUAGUAUCCAUCCUGCUAGAAAGGCAACCUCUGCGCGGCGACGCCCGGGCAGAAAACGGAUGCUACCUCCACCACACCAUCCGGGAUCGUUCGGUCAUGCCAUUUCUGAUCGAGAAGAUGCUCGACACACUGAUUGAGUCAGGAGCCAGCCUGACCGAACUCGACGACAACGGUGAUACGCCCCUCGCCGUGCUGCUGCAGAUGACGUCUCUGAACAUCUACCUGGCCCGGAACUGUUCCCGCUUCGUCAAGAUCCUGUAUGGCCCUGGGGUGGAUAUCAACAAGAAGAAUAAGCUGGGCCAGUCGAUCGCCGACCUGCUCGUGGAUAUGCUGCCCCCAAAGGGCAAGUGUAGCAGCGAGGCAAACGCGCUCGCAAACACGGUGCAGCUCAUCGACGCGUCCUGCGGCUGUAAGGAAUUGAGGUUCCUACCCCAACCGCGCAAGAAGGUCAGGCCUGGCGACGUCUGGCGGCCGUGAGAUCGACGAGGAGGGCGGGGGGGGAGGUUAUUUAUGUGUAUGUGUGUGUGAAUAGGGUCAAAUGUCAGUGGCGAACGCAAAGUUCAGCCCGUCAUCUGCUGGCGCCGGUCGGCGUCGAUAUUUCGUUUGUCUUGGGAGCGGAUCCUUUUCACUGAUUAUUUUUAGGUGCUUGGGAGGUCCGUAUACCACCUCUACAUACAUAGGCGAGUAAUAAUUUAUCUAUACUUAACAUAUUCGCCAAACCAGUAUCCUCCGAGAUAUCUCACACCUGCCGGAUUGACUAGACUUCACACGGGCCAGGUGAGACUUCAGAGAGGAUUAU
Molecule: messenger RNA, 3527 nt
Organism: Phialemonium atrogriseum
Lineage: Eukaryota; Fungi; Ascomycota; Sordariomycetes; Cephalothecales; Cephalothecaceae
Product: ankyrin repeat-containing domain protein
Exons: 1
Coding region: 359-3205 (948 amino acids)
Cellular component (GO): cytoplasm; nucleus
Molecular function (GO): protein binding
Source: RefSeq, a predicted model, not a curated record